Messenger RNA from Urocitellus parryii (Arctic ground squirrel), 567 nucleotides. RefSeq names its product SLAM family member 7. The record is from RefSeq and is a predicted model, not a curated record. Gene Ontology annotation, biological process: T cell activation. Lineage: Eukaryota; Metazoa; Chordata; Mammalia; Rodentia; Sciuridae. Gene Ontology annotation, cellular component: external side of plasma membrane; membrane.
AUGGCAGGUUCACCAGCAUGCCUCCUCUUCAUCUGUCUCCUCUGCCAGCUCACAGAGUGCCUGUCAAAGCCUAAAGUCACCAUGGGUCUGCAGAACAAUAAGAAUGGCACCUGCAUAACUAAUCUGACAUGUUCCAUGGAACAGGAAGGAGAGAAUGUGACAUACAGCUGGAAUAUCCUGGGGCAGAGAAGCAACAAGUCUUAUGAUGGCUCCAUCCUUCCCAUAUCCUGGAGACUGGGAGAAAGGGAUGUGGUCUUCAUCUGCACGGCCAGGAACCCCAUCAGCAGUAAUUCCUCAAGUCCCAUCCUUGCCUGGAAGCUCUGUAGAGAGCCCAUGGAGGGUGAAAAAAGAAUGGACGUUCAUCAGGAAAUUCCUCAUAUCUGCCCCCAUUCUGGAGAGAAAACAGUGUAUGAAACAAUUUGCGAUGCCCAUAAAAUUAAUCCAGCAGAAGAUCCACUAAAUACACUUUAUUCCACUGUGCAGAUACCAAAAAUGGUGGAGAAUCCCUGCUCACYGACCAUCACGCCAGACACACCCAGGCUGUUUACCUAUGAGGAUGUCAUUUAG